This is a messenger RNA of Polistes canadensis, 1371 nucleotides long. RefSeq names its product general transcription factor IIH subunit 2 (gene Ssl1). Bases 155 to 1354 code for a protein of 399 amino acids. Gene Ontology annotation, molecular function: zinc ion binding. The transcript has 7 exons. Gene Ontology annotation, biological process: regulation of transcription by RNA polymerase II; nucleotide-excision repair; DNA-templated transcription. NCBI's taxonomy places the organism in Eukaryota, Metazoa, Arthropoda, Insecta, Hymenoptera, Vespidae. The record is from RefSeq and is a predicted model, not a curated record. Gene Ontology annotation, cellular component: transcription factor TFIIH holo complex; transcription factor TFIIH core complex.
UUAAUACCAAGUCGAUUCUGAUGACAUUCAUUGGUCGUUUACCUCGAUCGUAUUCACUACUUUGAUUUCUUUCAGUACUAAUUAUUUAUUAUUAAUUUUUAUUUUGAUUUAUUUAUAUUACACAGUAUCAAAGUUUAUUUUGUAGUGAAAAGAAAUGGCUGACGAGGAAGAAGGAAAGGAGUACAGAUGGGAGACUGGUUAUGAAAAAACUUGGGAAGCAAUUAAAGAAGAUGAUGAUGGGCUUGUUGAAGCAUCCGUUGCAGAAAUUAUACAUAAUGCGAAAAGAAAAAGGCAAUUGGAUAGAAAAGCUGGUGCCAGAUUAGGAAUGAUGAGACAUUUGUAUAUUAUUCUUGAUACUUCUGAAGCAAUGUCCAAUCAAGAUUUGAAACCAACGCGUUUACUAUGUUCCUUGAAGCUUUUAGAGGACUUUGUGGAUGAAUUCUUUUAUCAGAAUCCUAUAAGCCAAGUCGGUUUAAUUAUAACUAAGAAUAAAAGAGCUGAGAAGAUUAGUGACUUGGCUGGAAAUUCAAAGAAACACAUUAAGGAAAUAAAAGCUUUGCAGCAAACAGCAUUAGCUGGUGAACCAUCAUUACAAAAUUCUUUAGAAUUAGCUUUAAAAUCACUUAGGCUGUUACCGUCUCAUGCUAGUAAAGAAAUAAUAAUAAUAACUGGUUCUCUUACUACGUGUGAUCCUGGAGAUAUUACCGAGACAAUACAAUCUAUGAAAUCGGAUGGUAUAAGGUGUAGCGUGAUAGGUUUAGCUGCUGAAUUGUACAUUUGUAAAAAAAUUGCUAUUUUAACUGGUGGAGAACAUGGUGUUGUUUUAGAUGAUAAACAUUUUAAAGAACAGUUAAAUGCGCAUAUAGAUCCACCACCAGCUGCUACUAGAUUAGACGCAGCACUCGUGAAAAUGGGUUUUCCACAUCAUGCAUUGCAAUCUUCUGGUACUGAUACUUCGAUAACGGUAUGCAUGUGUCACGCAGAAAAUUCAGAUGGAUCUGUCAAAUUAACAAGUACAGGUUUUCUUUGCCCUCAAUGUCUUAGCAAACAUUGUGAACUACCAGUCGAAUGUAGAGCAUGUGGUCUAACUCUAGUUUCUGCUCCACAUUUGGCAAGAUCGUAUCAUUAUUUAUUUCCAGUUGCACCGUUUAAAGAAUUAGAUUACGAAGACAAAUAUACAAUGUGCUAUGGAUGCCAAAAAAUAUUAUCUCAAAAAGAUAAAAAGAUUUACAUUUGCGAAAAAUGUUCCAGAAUAUUUUGUAUAGAUUGUGAAAUAUUCAUUCACGAAUCAUUGCACACGUGUCCGGGUUGUGCAACGAAUCAAACUACAUAUCAAAAAUUUACUGAAAAAUAAAUUCAUAUUAAAUAAUU